GCGCACGACCGCCAACUGGGCGAGGUGCGGCUGCAGCUCGACACCGAGCAGCGGCGCUGCCGGGACCUCCAGGGGGAGCACGCGGAGCUGCUGCGUGAGGUGCAGGCGGCCCGGCGGCUGGCAGGAGAGGUCGAAAACCUCCAGGCGCGGGCGCGCGAGAGGGAGCUGGAGUCCGCGAGGCAGGAGAAUGCCGCCGCGCGCUACAGCGAGGAGGCCCGGUCGGCGGGCCGGCGCGUCGAGGCGCUGAGGGAGGAGCGCGCGGACCUCGAGGAGCGGCUGCACCAGGGCCGCGCGGAGGCCCUGGCGGAGGAGGAGCUGCUGCGGGCGCAG
Messenger RNA from Prorocentrum cordatum, 330 nucleotides. The record is from the annotation of a GenBank genome assembly. Lineage: Eukaryota; Dinophyceae; Prorocentrales; Prorocentraceae.